AUGAGCCGCGAUAGACGUCGCAUGAUUUGUCCGGAUUUUAUAGAAACAAAGAGCGAUGCCUCAAAAGCGCCUGGAACCGGUCAAUUGUAUUCUGUCGCAAUCGGCUCAUUCACAUUCUGGGCAGGCCAGAUGCGACCUCAAUUGAUAACCAUCCCUCGUGCCGCACGCCUACGAAUCCAGUUGACUGCGCCAACGGCGUGCGGCGGUCCUCGCAGUUAUACCCAUGUAGCAGCAGCCACACGAAUUUCACCCUCGCACUACUCCAGAGCUUACAGGUUAAAUCGACUAUUACAAAUAGCUGGCACGGCACCAGAACAGAAAAGAUGGAUUACACAGAAUUAUCUCCGGAAGAUGAAGGAGGCUGAUGAUCGAUGGAAGUGUUAUGCGGAGGAGAUUAAGGCUGGGAAACGGAAGAGCUUUGUUGAGCACCUUGAGGAUCGGUGUUUGAUAAAGGAUUAUGUUGGGGGACGAGAUGUUCUGAAUUCGAUCCUGAUUGAGAAGAGGGCUGGAUUAUAUGCCGGCGUUGACCCGACGGCUCCCUCUCUGCAUGUUGGACAUAUGCUGCCAUUUAUGGUGCUGGCUUGGGCUUAUGUUUGGGGAUUGCCUGUGACGUUCCUGCUGGGCGGUUCUACAAGCAGAAUCGGUGACCCAACAGGGCGAUUGAAAGGACGAGAGAUGCUACCCACGGCAAUACGAAAGGCAAAUAUCGCGAGCAUGCACAUGCAGCUUAAGAAGCUAGGCAUGAGCAUUGAGGUAUACGGAAGGAAAUACGGAUAUCAUCAUGAAUGGUCUUGGCGGCGGGCGUUGACAAACAACAACACAUGGUGGAACAGUGUAUCGUUUCUCGAGGUUAUGAGGGAUCUGGGCUCGGUCAUGAGGCUUGGUCCUAUGUUGGGCAGAGAUACGGUGAAGACUCGGCUAAGCGGAGAGGGCAUGUCCAUUGCGGAAUUUUCAUACCCCUUGAUGCAAGCAUGGGACUGGUGGGUUCUGUUUCAAAAAGGAGUCCAGGUCCAGGUUGGAGGUUCCGAUCAAUUCGGAAACAUUCUCUUUGGGAUCGAUGCUGUCAAGGGGAUAAGCAGGAAUACUGCCAUCCAGGAAGCUCGAAAUCCACUGGAAAACGAACUCGAUUUCCCCGUCGGUCUCACGACUCCAUUAUUGACGAACUCAGCGGGCCAGAAACUUGGGAAAUCCGCUGGGAAUGCUAUCUGGCUUGACAAGGAUAUGACGUCCACUUUUGAGCUUUACCAGUACUUUGUCCGGCUUCCUGACGAUGCCGUGGAGCGCUACUUGAAAAUGUUUACCUUCAUACCACUGCCUAAAAUCGCAGAAAUCAUGGAGGAGCAGAACCGCGAUCCUUCCAAGCGACUUGCUCAACAUGCUCUUGCCUACGACUUCGUGGAGCUUAUUCAUGGAACCAAGGAGGCUGAGGCUGUCUCAUGGCAGCACCGCCAGUUAUUCCGUCCACGGUCUUCGACCGCAGAGCCGACACCACCUCUACCUUCCCAAGGGUCGAAGCCGACCUCAGGCAAUCCCAAAUCGCCCUAUGCAGGAUUCAUCAAUCCCCAGUCCGGGAACAAAUAUGCGCCUCAGGUCUCCUUCGCAGACAUGCCAAGUGUUAAAACUACUCUCCCUCGUUCAUUGGUGUACAAUCAACCAUUCAACAGAAUCCUUUGGUACACAGGCAUGGUAACCUCAAAGAGCGAAGGGAAUCGGAUCAUUGCUAAUGGCGGCGCCUAUGUUGGAAGCCGCCCUGGAGACUCUGGACAGAUGUCGGACGAACUGUCAUUCACGCCCAUAAAGGACUUUGCGCGUGAGAAGACAGAGAAGUAUAUCCUCGAUGGGAAGAUCCUCAUUCUCAAAAUAGGAAAAUGGAAGUUCAAGAUGGUGGAUAUCGUCAGCGACGAGGAGUUUGAUGAGAUGGCCGGUCAAUUCCCUGGAUGGGAACAGAUCAAAACCUAUCGAGAUGAAGUAAGGAAAGAAGAAGCAGCCAAAGCUCAAGCAACGGAGCAAAAGACGACUUGAGAAUGAGGCCUUGGGGCGGGAAUUGGUUCGAUUCUCUACGGAUAUACUCCGUACUCUGUAUUUCUAUGUAGAUAGAUACCUUGUGCGCGCAUUAUACCUGCAAUGUACAGUAGUGAGCUCCCAUCUUAUCAUAUAAUACAACAUAAUAUCCA
Monascus purpureus is the source of this 2174-nucleotide messenger RNA. NCBI's taxonomy places the organism in Eukaryota, Fungi, Ascomycota, Eurotiomycetes, Eurotiales, Aspergillaceae. The record is from the annotation of a GenBank genome assembly.